Molecule: messenger RNA, 1686 nt
Organism: Salvelinus namaycush (lake trout)
Lineage: Eukaryota; Metazoa; Chordata; Actinopteri; Salmoniformes; Salmonidae
Product: dynein heavy chain-like
Exons: 3
Coding region: 1-1686 (561 amino acids)
Source: RefSeq, a predicted model, not a curated record
AUGAGUGCUCCCCGGUGUGGGUCUGCGCUGGAAAACCCUUUCAGACACAGUAUCCAUGUCAUAGGUCAUCACAGUAUCCAUGUCAUAGGUCAUCACACUAUCCAUGUCCUAGGUCAUCACAGUAUCCAUGUCAUAGGUCAUCACAGUAUCCAUGUCAUAGGUCAUCACAGUAUCCAUGUCAUAGGUCAUCACAGUAUCCAUGUCAUAGGUCAUCACAGUAUCCUUUUCAUAGGUUAUCACAGUAUCCAUGUCAUAGGUCAUCACAGUAUCCAUGUCAUAGGUCAUCACAGUAUCCCUGUCAUAGGUCAUCACAGUAUCCAUGUCAUAGGUCAUCACAGUAUCCCUGUCAUAGGUCAUCACAGUAUCCAUGUCAUAGGUCAUCACAGUAUCCAUGUCAUAGGUCAUCACAGUAUCCAUGUCAUAGGUCAUCACAGUAUCCAUGUCAUAAGUCAUCACAGUAUCCAUGUCAUAGGUCAUCACAGUAUCCCUGUCAUAGGUCAUCACACUAUCCCUGUCAUAGGUCAUCACACUAUCCCUGUCAUAGGUCAUCACAGUAUCCAUGUCAUAAGUCAUCACAGUAUCCAUGUCAUAGGUCAUCACAGUAUCCCUGUCAUAGGUCAUCACACUAUCCAUGUCAUAGGUCAUCACAGUAUCCAUGUCAUAGGUCAUCACAGUAUCCAUGUCAUAAGUCAUCACAGUAUCCAUGUCAUAGGUCAUCACAGUAUCCCUGUCAUAGGUCAUCACAGUAUCCAUGUCAUAGGUCAUCACAGUAUCCAUGUCAUAAGUCAUCACAGUAUCCAUGUCAUAGGUCAUCACAGUAUCCAUGUCAUAGGUCAUCACAGUAUCCAUGUCAUAGGUCAUCACAGUAUCCAUGUCAUAGGUCAUCACAGUAUCCAUGUCAUAGGUCAUCACAGUAUCCCUGUCAUAGGUCAUCACAGUAUCCAUGUCAUAGGUCAUCACACUAUCCCUGUCAUAGGUCAUCACAGUAUCCAUGUCAUAGGUCAUCACACUAUCCCUGUCAUAGGUCAUCACAGUAUCCCUGUCAUAGGUCAUCACAGUAUCCAUGUCAUAGGUCAUCACAGUAUCCAUGUCAUAGGUCAUCACACUAUCCCUGUCAUAGGUCAUCACAGUAUCCAUGUCAUAGGUCAUCACAGUAUCCAUGUCAUAGGUCAUCACAGUAUCCAUGUCAUAGGUCAUCACACUAUCCCUGUCAUAGGUCAUCAGAGUAUCCAUGUCAUAAGUCAUCACAGUAUCCCUGUCAUAGGUCAUCACAGUAUCCAUGUCAUAAGUCAUCACAGUAUCCAUGUCAUAAGUCAUCACAGUAUCCAUGUCAUAGGUCAUCACACUAUCCCUGUCAUAGGUCAUCACAGUAUCCCUGUCAUAGGUCAUCACAGUAUCCAUGUCAUAGGUCAUCACAGUAUCCAUGUCAUAGGUCAUCACACUAUCCCUGUCAUAGGUCAUCACAGUAUCCAUGUCAUAGGUCAUCACAGUAUCCAUGUCAUAGGUCAUCACAGUAUCCAUGUCAUAGGUCAUCACACUAUCCCUGUCAUAGGUCAUCACAGUAUCCAUGUCAUAGGUCAUCACAGUAUCCAUGUCAUAGGUCAUCACAGUAUCCAUGUCAUAGGUCAUCACACUAUCCCUGUCAUAGGUCAUCACAGUAUCCCAUCACAGCACAUAGACAUUUAA